CUCUUAAUGUUUUAAUUCUUGCUAGGUCUACAAUUUAGUUCCUUGAAAUGCCAAAAAAGAGUUCUUUGAAGAAAGCUACUCAAGUGCCGCAAAAUAAUGUUGUGGAAGAAGAAAAACCCUCUUCAACUAAGAUGAAGAAAAAGGCUCCUAGUGAGAUUGAUGAAAUAUUUGCCGGAAAAAAGAGGAAGAAAUCUGAACCUGAGAAGUCCGGAAAGCCAAAUGAAGAGGCAACGGGAAAUUCUAAGAUAAAGAAAAAGAAUAAGGUUAAAAUGUCUGCUGACGGUGGGUUUAUGGAUCCACCUUCUCGACCUAGAAAGAAGACAAAUGAUGGACUUGCUAUCUACACAGAGGAGGAGUUGAAUAUCAGUAAGGCAGAUGCUGGAGGUACCCCGCUUUGUCCUUUUGAUUGUUCUUGUUGUUUUUGAGCCUACAUGAAAAAUGUUUUGGCUGAUGUUACUUCUUUUGGUCCAGUGAAGCUUGAAAAUUUUCCUGUAGUCUUGUAA
Messenger RNA from Juglans microcarpa x Juglans regia, 503 nucleotides. RefSeq lists its product as uncharacterized. NCBI's taxonomy places the organism in Eukaryota, Viridiplantae, Streptophyta, Magnoliopsida, Fagales, Juglandaceae. Bases 48 to 425 code for a protein of 125 amino acids. The record is from RefSeq and is a predicted model, not a curated record. The transcript has a single exon.